UACGUUCUUGUUCGUCCUUUCCAGAAAAAAUGGCAGCUGUUGACAUGGACGUGCCGGUGGAGCCAGAGUCCCAUAUUCCCAUGGAGGAAGACCUGGAGCGUCAAGCUGAAUGCUUCAAAGAGCAAGGAAAUGCACUCUACAGCAGGAAAGACUACUCUGAGGCUUUCAACUACUAUACCAAAGCCAUUGAUGCUUGCCCCAGAAAUGCAAGUUAUUAUGGCAACAGAGCGGCCACCCUCAUGAUGCUCUUCCGUUUUCGAGAGGCCCUCGAAGAUUCCCAGCAGGCUGUACGACUGGAUGACUGCUUCAUGAAGGGUCAUCUACGUGAGGGAAAGUGUCACCUGUCGUUGGGAAAUGCCAUGGCAGCCAGUCGCUGCUUUCAGAAGGUUCUAGAGUUGGAGCCCAGCAACAGAGAGGCCCAUCAGGAGAAUAAGAACGCAGGGACUCUCCUCGAGUAUGAGCGAAUGGCUGAGUUUGGCUUUGAGAAGGGGGAUUUCAGAAAGGUGGUGUACUGUAUGGAUCGGGCUUUAGCUAUGGCUACUGCCUGCCACCGCUUCAAAAUCUUCAAGGCUGAGUGUCUGGCUCUGCUAGGACGCUAUCCAGAAGCUCAGUCUGUAGCAAGUGACAUCCUGCGAAUGGAUUCAACGAACGCAGACGCACUAUACGUUCGAGGUCUAUGUCUUUACUAUGAGGACUGCAUUGACAAAGCUGUACAGUUCUUCAUCCAGGCUCUGCGGAUGGCACCUGAUCAUGAGAAGGCCCGGCUUGCCUGCAAGAAUGCCAAAGCACUGAAAGCCAAGAAGGAAGAAGGCAAUCAGGCAUUCAAGAACUACAACUAUGACGCUGCGUACCAGCUGUAUACUGAGGCCCUGGCGAUAGACCCCAACAAUAUCAAGACAAAUGCUAAACUGUACUCCAACAGAGCCACAGCAGGGACAAAGCUGAAGAAACUAAAUCAAGCUAUUGAAGACUGCACCAGUGCGAUCAAACUCGAUGACACAUACAUCAAGGCCUACUUAAGAAGAGCUCAGUGUUACAUGAACACAGAGCAGUAUGAUGAAGCUGUCCGUGACUAUGAAAAAGUUUACCAAACAGAAAAAACGUCAGAGCAUAAGCAUCUACUGAAGACAGCACAGCUGGAGCUGAAAAAGAGCAAGAGGAAAGAUUACUACAAGGUACUCGGGGUCGGCAAGAACGCCACAGAGGACGAGCUCAAAAAGGCUUAUCGCAAACGAGCCCUUAUGCACCACCCAGACCGCCACAGUUCAGCGACUCCAGAGGUUCAAAAGGAGGAGGAAAAGAAAUUCAAGGAGGUCGGUGAAGCCUUCACUGUGCUCUCCGACCCAAAGAAGAAGGUCCGCUAUGACAGUGGACACGACCUGGAUGAAGACAACAGCUUUGAUGGUGGAGAUUUUGAUGCAAACAAUAUCUUCAGAGCUUUCUUUGGGGGCCAUGGUGGAGGCUUUAGUUAUGAUAACAAUCAAGACUCUGGACCUGGAAAUUUCUUCUUCCAGUUUGGCUAAAGUUAAAGCAGCAUGUGGGAAGAUGCAGCCUGGCUGAGGACAAAACCAAUUUGGACCAGGUCACCCUGUGAUGCUCUUACUCCUGAGUGUCACUGUUUUAAGAGUUUUCUGAUUAUUGCAUUCACUUCUUAAUUGACUCGUUACAUUGACGUUAACAUCCAUAGGGAAGGAUAAUUCAGAGACUCUAGAUGUGAAUUAAGACUGACAAUAAAUAAGUACAAAAGAAACCUUUAGAGGAAAUUUGGGUCAUCUGAUUCAGAGCAUGUCACUAUUGCCAAAAUCGCAUUUAGUAAAAUGUAAUCAUGUGAAUCUGCCUCAACUUUCUUAAAGGUGAGUAGUAAUAAGGAAUGAUUUAAAUAUAAGGUUUUAGAUAACAUGACAUACAUUUUUAAGGUUCUACUGGGUCAGCAGGUCUGUACUGAGUCAAUGUACUGUAUGAAGUUAAAUAUCAAAAUUGACCUCAGGAAAGACUUAAGGACAUCACUGGUCUUGUGUGUCCGGGUUUUAUUGGCUCUUGCCAAAUGUAGAAUUGCCUCGCUGGGUUUUUUGUUUCUUCACCUCUUUUCCAUUCUGCAUUAUAACUUUGACUUGAAUGUAAAGCGAUUAAUGUCAGUUUCUUUUUCUUUAAUCUUCUCUCGACCUGUUUAUAUUUAUUGUAAUGUGAAUUCUAACCCAUAUGCAGCAGAAUGCCAUUGUCUCCCCCCUUUUGUAAGAGACGUGUAUAAAUGUUUUUAUAUCAUAAUCGUCUUUCUCAGAUUGUGCAAACCUUUUUUUUUUUUUUUUUUGAACAGUCCAAAAUCAGCACACACACACCCCUGCAGGUUGUCCUCUGUUCAAAGCACCAGUCACACGUGUUGUACUGCAAAUUCAAGUGGUGCCUUACCAGAUCAAUUAACCUCACAUAAACCUACAUGAGACACUGUUCAGACAACAUCCUAUUUGCAACAAGGUCAUAUUUGUACAGCACAUGUUUUUGGUUUUUUUCUUAUGUUUGUGGUCUUUCAUAGAAAAAGCAGUUUUUCUUUCCGUUUAGCUAAAUUUUGCUGGUAAAUUACUCAUCUUGCUAAAACUCGAAGGAAGUUGAUUUUCACGUUGCUGUCCUGGUUACACCCAGCUGACUUGCACCUACGCUCAUGCAUGUUCAGUCAGUGCAGCCCUUACCCUACUUGUUCCACCUGUUUAAAGGGAUGCUGAAAUUUGGUUGGGAGCUUCAGUUAAUUGUUUUGUCACUGAUCCAUGAAUCAUUUGUAAAAAACAGUAUUAAGAACACAUGCUUUUCUUAUUGCAUAAAUAAAGGCUCAUCUUUUACUGUA
Molecule: messenger RNA, 2836 nt
Organism: Solea solea (common sole)
Lineage: Eukaryota; Metazoa; Chordata; Actinopteri; Pleuronectiformes; Soleidae
Product: dnaJ homolog subfamily C member 7-like
Exons: 14
Coding region: 30-1523 (497 amino acids)
Molecular function (GO): protein binding
Source: RefSeq, a predicted model, not a curated record